AUGGAAGUUCUGGAGCCGGUAGAUUUUUCUGAAUGGGCGGCACCCAUCGUUGCGGUGCGUAAAGCUCAAAAAGAUGCUGACGGAGAUCCAAUAGUACGCAUCUGUGCGGACUACUCGACUGGGCUCAAUGCAGCAUUAGAAAUGAAUAGCUAUCCAAUUCCCACACCGGAAGACAUAUUUGCAAAGAUAGCUGGUUGCCAACGAUUCUCAGUAAUUGACCUCUCUGAUGCGUAUCUUCAAAUGGAGGUGGAUCAAGACUCGCAAAAGCUCUUGACUAUAAACACCCACAAGGGAUUGUUCCGAUAUAAACGGCUACCACCCGGAGUGAAAACCGCACCAAGGGUGUUCCAGAAAGUUAUCGACAGCAUGCUCGGUGAUUUGGAAGGUGCAGAAGCUUUCCUAGACGAUGUUCUGGUGUUUGGUCGAACGCAAUUAGAACAUGAUAGAAAUCUGGAAAACACACUAAAACGCAUCGAGGACUACGGUUUCCGCAUUAAGAUAGAAAAGUGCAAGUUCAACAUGUCGCAUGUGAAAUAUUUGGGACAUAUUAUCGACGAAAAUGGAUUAGGCACAGACCCCGCUAAGGUAGCAGCCAUUUCUCAAAUGCCAGCACUGUGA
Molecule: messenger RNA, 618 nt
Organism: Anopheles moucheti
Lineage: Eukaryota; Metazoa; Arthropoda; Insecta; Diptera; Culicidae
Exons: 1
Coding region: 1-618 (205 amino acids)
Source: RefSeq, a predicted model, not a curated record